Messenger RNA from Neoarius graeffei (lesser salmon catfish), 3557 nucleotides. Its product is annotated as bone morphogenetic protein 6-like. Gene Ontology annotation, cellular component: extracellular region. Lineage: Eukaryota; Metazoa; Chordata; Actinopteri; Siluriformes; Ariidae. The record is from RefSeq and is a predicted model, not a curated record. Gene Ontology annotation, biological process: SMAD protein signal transduction; BMP signaling pathway. Gene Ontology annotation, molecular function: cytokine activity; growth factor activity. The transcript is spliced from 5 exons. The coding region runs from base 825 to 1526 and encodes 233 amino acids.
UACAUCAAGCAUCGCUAUUGGUGAAAGUUUGUCAUAAUUUUCAUUAUUGUUCAAAAACUGAAUCAAUAAAGAUUUCUUUUGUGGAAAAUAACAAAAAGGUUUAUCUUGGAGACGCAAAAUGUACCCCGAAUUCUAGAAUGACCCAUACAAUUGAAAUCCUGCAUUUUUUUUUUUAAAUUUUCUAUUCUGUUUGAAAGCCAGCGAGUCACUCCCCCAAGCUUUGGGAUACGAGCAUGUUCUUUCAGUCAUUUUCAAGGAAAUAUUCAUAAGGCGAAGUUAUUAAUUUGAAAACAUUGUGCAACUCAUGCAAUAAUUUGAGUACAUUUUCUCAUCCCCCGCUGAUCUACACAUCCUGUAUCCACAUUCAGUCCAGUAUUGCUGAUUGAAAUUGUUCUUGACGCACCUGCAUUUGGGGUGUGUGGUGUGUGUGUGGUGUGUGUGUUACAUCAUAAUCUCUAACACUAUUAACCGCAAUGUUAUUAUUAUUUUUUUCCAUGGAACACCAUUGACAAAGGUGGUGGAAAAACAUAGGACAAAGUAUUCCUUCUCAAUCCUUUCCUUUCUCUCAUUUAUCUCUCCUCCCUCUUGCCAUCUCCCAAUUGUGAGAAAUGAAAACAAUGUAGAGUAUUCCAAGGCCAGACCUGGUCUAUGUGUAGAUAAAGUGCAGGUUUCCCAGGCUAUUAGGGACAACAGCUAUUUCCUUCCCUCCAGCGUGCUCCUACUGGACAUAGUAGCCCGAGAGAAGAGCAUCUCCUUUCUCAGUGUUGGACCGAGUCAAAGCAUAGCCACGUUUUUCCAAACCGCAGACUCCUUGAUAAACAGACAUGUCCCUGCUGCUUAUUGUGCCACUUCUGCUGGUUGCUUGUCAUCCAGGAAAAGUUUCUUCAUCAGUUCUCCGUCCUUCACCAGAAGAACCGAUGGAUGCUCAAUCUCCUCCGAUUAUCAGGACAAAUAGAUGCCUGGGAGAUCCACUUCAGAGCAUCCGCAAGACCAUACUGGAUUCUCUGAAUCUGCAGACCGAGCCUCACGUGUCCGUUCCUGGAAUGGCUGAGAUUCGAGAGCAGUGGAGAAACGUUUUCAAAGGCACCAGCAACUCAGAGCAACAGGCAGCUAACAACACACAACCAUCAUCAUCAUCAUCCUUAUCAUCAUCAUCAUCAUCCCUAUCAUCAACAUCAUCAUCCAGUUCUGGGAAUUCAACACAGCUCCAGUGUUGCAAGUUUGCCUCUCAGGUUUUCAUAAAAGAUCUGGGCUGGGAUCAGUGGAUCAUUUACCCAGACAGCUUCACCUUCGUCCAGUGCAGUGUGUGCGUGUCCCAGCAGAAUCAGCGCAUGUUUAAUUGCAGAGAUGAUGAUCCACCAGCUCUGGAUCCUCCCUCACAGAAGCCGUGCUGCGAGGUGACCUCACUUGACCCUGUGCCCUUCCUGUACAUGGAUGAAACAAGCACCCUCAUUCUCAGCUCCGUCCCCCUGACCCGCGAGUGUGGCUGUCGCCAUGGUGAUGACACCCAGGCCCUUCAACUGUGAUAAACAACACCAAGAGUACAAACGCCUCCCCCUACCUCUUUACGUCACACAGGUCUGUCACCGCGUCAUCGUUACGUAGCGUUCAGGACAUUGUGUAUUUAUAAAAGCAACCACACCACUUUUGCAUCUUUACUCACCGAUUUUGUUCUGUUGGGAGGUUUUUCAUAAUGAACACUGUAAAUAUUGUUGAUUCCGGAGGUGUUUCGAGCACGCUGAUGACCGGCUACACUCGGCAAGAAUAAAACUGAGCAGAUGUUCAUCGAAGGGUUUAUUUCCAAAAGACUAGGGUUCGGGUCAGAGCGUUAAAUGAACCAAAAUCUUGUUUCCUAUCCUAAUAAGUAAAUGUUAUGAUUAAAAAUCUAACAUUAGGAUCCAAAGUCCCAGCAGCUCUCAGGUCCUUCAGCAAAUCCAUUGUGUCCUAGUGAGUCUUACACAACAUCACUUUUUGCAGCUUUCCUAUUUUUAACGUUAAACAAGUCCAUUUUAUUAUAAAUAUUAAUGCAGCACUGACUAACAGACCACAAGUCAUGUCUGAUCGCUUAGAUCUGCACCUGUGACACUGAUAUCAGUCUGUAUUCAGUCAUAUUCACCGUCACUCCUCCACGGGCUUUAUUUUGACUCAACAUAUUUGAACACUAUAACAUUUUUUCCCCUCAUUUUAGUUACAUAACUGUCAAUUCAAACGUUAAUUUUUGGAAACAAACCCUUCAAUUAUUACCCUCGUUUUAUCUUUCUAAUAGAACAUUCUGGCCUAUCGCUGAACAUUCGUGCACUUUGAGUCAAGGUUAAACUGUAAUAGUAAAUCUCGCUGAAAGUUUUAUUCACAUGACUAUUUUAUAGCUUCAUAACUGGAGUCUGGAAAGGGAUUAGAUACAGCUACUCGGUGUUCCUCGCAAAAAUGUGGGCACUGCAGCACGCCUAACCAUGCCAGACAUUUCCCUGUCUGGGCCUCUUGGAUUUAAAUACAGAGCGUAAACGUGUUAACGUAGUGGAGCUGAGGUUCAGCAGAAAAAAAAAAAGCCUUCUUCCUAAACUAUAAGUCCUUAUUUUGUACUCGUGGCUUUCCCUUAUUGUUUCAAGGCUGCCAUUCAGACGCAGCUGUGCCCCAGUGUUACUUUAUUCCUCUUAGAAAAGCAGCAUGGGCAGGACAUUUUGAUUACCGAGAAUAUUUGUGAGGUCGUAUGAGGUCCGCUUUGUUCCAUUAAACCUGUUUGAACGUUAUUUUGUUUUCGAAUAUCUCAAAUAUCUGAAACUCUAUUUAUGUGAUGUAACUGUUAUCCCAGUCCAUCUUUUUUUUUCGCAGCUUUUUUUUUGUAAUUACACUACCGUUCAAAAGUUUGGGGUCACCCAGACAAUUCUGUGUUUUCCAUGAAAAGUCACAUUUUAUUUACCACCAUAAGUUGUAAAAUGAAUAGAAAAUAUAGUCGAGACAUUUUUCUGGCCAUUUUGAGCAUUUAAUCGACCCCACAAAUGUGAUGCUCCAGAAACUCAAUCUGCUCAAAGGAAGGUCAGUUUUAUAGCUUCUCUAAAGAGCUCAACUGUUUUCAGCUGUGCUAACAUGAUUGUACAAGGGUUUUCUAAUCAUCCAUUAGCCUUCUGAGGCAAUGAGCAAACACAUUGUACCAUUAGAACACUGGAGUGAGAGUCGCUGGAAAUGGGCCUCUAUACACCUAUGGAGAUAUUGCACCAAAAACCAGACAUUUGCAGCUAGAAUAGUCAUUUACCACAUUAGCAAUGUAUAGAGUGGAUUUCUGAUUAGUUUAAAGUGAUCUUCAUUGAAAAGAACAGUGCUUUUCUUUCAAAAAUAAGGACAUUUCAAAGUGACCCCAAACUUUUGAACGGUAGUGUAUAUUGAACACAUUCUGCAUUUAUUGACACUGCUGUGUAUUUACUGAAUGAUUGCGCCUUUCAUGCUUUUUCUUUUUGUCCUUUGACAUUUUAAGACGUUGUAAUUGUAAUGCAGGACGUGCAAGUUUUUGGGUUGUUUUUUUUUAAUCACCAAACCAAUAUCUAAACCAGUAUUAUUGGAGU